ACGUCAUGAUAGAGCAUGCGCAGUGGAGUCGAUCUGUUCAGCACUUCCUUUAACACAAAUUUGAGCUCUUAUGGCUGUCAGAUGCUUCUGAUCUCAUGGCAUCAUCCUCUGAGGUGAACGUCCACAUGGAGGAGGUGGUGGUGGUCACGACCCCGGACACCGUCGGUCAGACUCCCUCCUCAGACGAGGAGAAGAACAUACUGGUGGCUACAGACCUGGAACAGUCUGGGGAAAACAUUAUGGAGCAUUCCAUGGAGUCAGAGGCUGAGUCUAGCACCAGCAUCUCCCUACCUAAAGAGACUGUCUUGGUGAAACUUUCUGAAGAUGUGGAUGCAGAUAUUUUAUACCCAAUAACAUGUGGAGACAGCAAAGCCAACCUCGUAUGGAAAAAAUUUGUGUGUCCUGGCAUCAACAUCAAAUGUGUGCAGUUGAAUGAGCACCUGAUCAGUCCAAAGGAGUUUGUGUACCUGGCGGGUAAAUCCACACUGAAGGACUGGAAGAGAGCCAUUCGCCUCAAUGGGACCAUGUUAAGGAAGAUCAUGGAUUCAGGUGAGCUGGACUUUUACCAGCACUCCAGAUUCUGUUCUAACACCUGCCGCAGUACCAAAAUUGAUCUGGUGGGGUCGCGAGCAUCUCUCAGCAGCCAGCAGUCCACAGAGACUACCCCUGCAACCCCCGCUUCAGUGGACGUGAAUGGAUGCUCAGCUACAUUUUCCUCAGACACUAAUGAGGACAGCACGGAAUGGGUCACGGCCAUAGGAGAGGACACCAUGACAUUCUGGAGAGGGCUGAAGGAUGCUGGGUUGUUGGAUGAAGUCAUGGAAGACCUGCAGACAGAAAUCCAGGAGAUCCUCAAGGGUCUGGAGGAACGUAUUCAAGACCCACCACUGCAGGUUAAAGAUGCAGCUCUGCUCAACAAUAUAGUUCAGAACUUUGGGAUGUUGGACCUGGUGAAGAAAGUUCUUGCCGGUCACAAAAGCCAGAUGGACCGCUGUAGAGAGCAGUACACUCGCAGCUUAGUGGCCCUAGAGCAACAGUGCGACGAACAUCGCAAGCGCGCCAAAGAACUGAAGAGCAAAUCGCAACACCUCAACAACGUCUUGAUGACCCUGACCCCUGUGACCUCACCUCCGACUUCCAAACGCCCUCGCCUGACCCGCGCCAUCUCCGGCCCCGCCACAGUGGCUGCCACAUCCGCGCAGCCCACCCACUUCACCCUGCCCAUCACUCAGCUCGCCGGCAUCCCAUUGGACAAAGUGCUGUCUGCCCCAGGGCAGUCUCCUCUGAUUGGUGGAUACACAGUGCUGACGUCACCCGGAGGGGCCGAACUUCAGUGCGAUGGUUCGAAUCUAACGAUGCUGAGCGCUGCCGCUGUACCGGAAGGCACCACGGGACCCACUAUUGUCAAAGUGGUCAGUCCAUUUCAGCUGGUCACGCUACCCACAGUGGGAGCUGGAGCCGCGAUACAGAACCUGGCAGCACCGGUAGGGAGAGCGGCAGGCAACACUGUAGUUGCUGUGCCUGUUAGUACGGUUAGUGCUGUGGGUACCGCAAACACUGCUUCCGUGGAGACUGUUAAGCCGCAGGCAGAACAGACUGCAGAGCGCAGUGACGACCAGAAGGAGGAGGAGUGAAAUUCUCUUGCAAAGCUUCGUUUUACCAAAUGUCAGUGUGUCAUAUAAUUUGUAUACUCAGGAUGAACUUGUGUCGUUUGGCAUGGAGACUGAUGACUCUGCCUUGCCAGCGGUAUUGUUGAGAUAUUUGUAUCUUUUUGACAAAACUAGCAUGACAUGAUUUGAAAUGUAAAUCUUUUGUUGUGUUUCAUUUGAUUGAUUUUGUAAUUGUAACCUUUUUACAAUGUUGUGAAAAAUAGAUGGACAGAGGCUUCUGAAAGAGACAUUUUGUACGAAACAAGAUUUGACUAAGUAAUAUUUCGUGUUCAAUACAAAUGAAGCGCAGUUAACAGCAUUUGUGGCGUAAUGUUGAUUACCACAACAAUUAUUUUCAAAUCGUCCCUCCUUAAUAAAAAAAAAAAAGCGGUUACAGUAAGGGACUUGAGACAAUGCAAGUGAAUGGUGCCAAUCCAUAAAUGCUGAAAUACACAUAGAUUAAAAAGGUAAGCCACAAGACAUAAACAUUAUGUGUGUUAACAUGAUUUUAGUGGGAUAAAAUCGCUUACUACGCAUAUAUGUGUAAAAUUAUAUCCAGUACAGGGAUUACAGGGUUUUGUUGCCAUUGCAACAAAGUUGUAAUAUUGGCUAUAACUUUACACAUUUAAGGUAUGUAUGCGAUUUUAUCCCGCUAAAAUCAUGUUGACACGUGUAAUGUUUACAUCUUGUCGCUAUACUUUUAAAACACAGUGUGUAUUUUAACGUUUACGGAUUGGCCUCAUUCACUUCCACUGUAAGUGCCUCACUAUAACCCAGUUUUAUUUUGUUUUUUAAAUAAAUGAGGAUCAAUUCGGAAUCAUUUUUUAUGGAAUUCAACAUUAUGCCAAAAUGCUGUUAAUCCAUCUUAAUUUGUAUUAAACCUGGAAUAUUCCUUUAAUUUUGUACUUCAUGUUUAUUUAAAAAUAUUAAUUUCACAAUGUACGUUACAUUUUUCUUCCCCCCUAAUCUUUUCGCAUUUUACAUCUUAGUUGUCUUGAAGGUACUUUUACAUUGAUAUCUGUACAAGGUGAAGAUAAUUCAUUUGACCUGUUAUUUAAAAACCGAUUACUUUAAAAUGUUUUAGACCGUAUGAAUCUUUUCUUUCAAAAUAAAUACAAAUGAUGGUGUUUAUUUAAA
Myxocyprinus asiaticus (Chinese sucker) is the source of this 2786-nucleotide messenger RNA. Its product is annotated as glucocorticoid modulatory element-binding protein 2-like. Gene Ontology annotation, molecular function: RNA polymerase II cis-regulatory region sequence-specific DNA binding; DNA-binding transcription activator activity, RNA polymerase II-specific. The record is from RefSeq and is a predicted model, not a curated record. Gene Ontology annotation, biological process: positive regulation of transcription by RNA polymerase II. The transcript is spliced from 10 exons. Gene Ontology annotation, cellular component: nucleus. Bases 96 to 1634 code for a protein of 512 amino acids. Lineage: Eukaryota; Metazoa; Chordata; Actinopteri; Cypriniformes; Catostomidae.